CCAGUUGCAACAGGAAGUCAUUCUCCAAAUGCUGGGAAGGAUUGCUUUGUUCUUAGUUAUAAUAUAUGUGGUGUUUAAUGCAAUGUUUUUGCGCUGGGCCGUUGAAAAGCAACCGCUUACAUUCGAUGACGAUGAGGAGCACUUUAAUGCAACGUUGGCCAAACUUCUAAAGCCUCGAUUUGUGGGCAGCCAAGGACAUGACGAGGUUCGGGAUUUCAUCGAGAUGGAGCUGAAGCGUUUGCAUUUCACCACUUUGAGGAAUGAAUUCCAGGAGGGAGGAGUAAAUCUUACCAAUUUGGUAGGCUUUUGGAAUAUGGGUGCAAGGUUUUAUCUGAUGCUAACCUGUCACUACGACAGCAAGAGGCCAGAGACAGAGAAUGGGACCACCGACGAGUUCCUUGGAGCCACAGAAAGUGCUGUUUCUUGUGCCAUUCUCCUCAACGUGGCGAAAAAAUUGAAACCACUUUUAAUGGAAAAGUGGUCUAAAAAGAGUGACUUUGGUCUGGCUUUUAUCUUCUUCGAUGGGCACAAUCCUUUGAGCUCAGAUCCCUAUGACGAACAUCAAAUCAUGGGCUCAAGGCACUUUAUAGAUGAGGAAUUUAUACCCUUGGAAAACAUGGCCGUUGCAGUGACGCUUAGCUAUAUUGGAGCGCCAAAUCAAACCUUUCUGAGCUACUUUGAAGUUACCAAUGAUCUGCACAACAUGAUUGCUGACAUCGAAGUGGCUCUUAGAAGAUCCGGACAACUCGACGACUGUCAUUUGUUGUUCGAAAAGAAAACGCACUACGACAACGAUCUGCUUGACGAUCAUAUUUCAUUCGACGAGUUUGAUGUGCCUGUUCUCCAUGUGGGUCCACAGGAAUUUCCGAAUGUGGUUUAUACGACAGCUGAUAAUGCCGAAAAUCUACACUAUCCCACCAUUCGCAAUAUGAUCAAAAUUAUACGCAUCUUUGUGUAUAAUUUCUUUGAAAUGUGGAAAACCUUUGUGAAAUCAAGAGAUACCAUUAAAAUGAAUUAUGAUUUUUAUGAUGACUAA
This is a messenger RNA of Drosophila teissieri, 1036 nucleotides long. Its product is annotated as glutaminyl-peptide cyclotransferase. Gene Ontology annotation, molecular function: zinc ion binding; glutaminyl-peptide cyclotransferase activity. The record is from RefSeq and is a predicted model, not a curated record. The transcript is spliced from 4 exons. Lineage: Eukaryota; Metazoa; Arthropoda; Insecta; Diptera; Drosophilidae. The coding region runs from base 29 to 1036 and encodes 335 amino acids.